This is a messenger RNA of Parasteatoda tepidariorum (common house spider), 1387 nucleotides long. The record is from RefSeq and is a predicted model, not a curated record. NCBI's taxonomy places the organism in Eukaryota, Metazoa, Arthropoda, Arachnida, Araneae, Theridiidae.
ACACCAAAACAACUCAACUACAACUUGCAGAAGUCUUUGUUUAUUUACAUUUAAAAUUGAAUUCAGUAACUGAAGUCGAGUUAGGUUGAGUAUUGAGCAUGUCAAUUUUAUUCCCAUUGUUUAAAAUUAAAAAGGUUUAUUGUGCUGUGUAUCAUGUCAUCUGGCGUUAUAGUUAAUAGCUGGACAAAGCUGCUUCGAAUGUGCCAAAUGAACAAUAUCAUAAAUACUUGCUUUAUGAAUGAUAGUGAUAGAGUACUACAAUAUGGUUCCUUAGGCUCACUUUUGAAAAGAAAUGUAUUUAAUACAUGGCUCUCUUCUUUGAUAAACAAUAAUGAAGUUACCAUUUUCCCCCUUGAAAUUGUAAAUUUACAACAAAAUUCAGAUUUUAAAAUCACAGAAAAAAAUAAUGAUGCAUUUAAAUAUAUUAUGAAAAACUUCUUUGAAUCCGAUUCUUUAUUUGGACAUGAUCUUCCUCUUGGAUUUGCUGCAUAUGGACCUUGCUUAAAUCAGUUCAACAAGAAUAUUAUGCCCUGUCAAGAAAAAGAUUUUGAAUUUCAAAAGUUUAAAUCAUGGACUCGUUUAUGCAUUGUUUUUUUCUCUCAACCAAAGAAAUCUACUCAUUGGUUUCAUUACUGGUCUAAACAGCGAUAUUUGUGGUGGAGAAAAUUUUCUAGCAUCCCUUCUAAAUUUUCAAUGUCUGAAGUAAAGAAUAUUGAAAAAGACAUCCAACAACUGUCCCUCCUACAUGAAUUUCCUUGGGGACAUGAACCACUUGAAUCUAUUACACAUUAUGAAAGUAGAUGCGUUGAAAGCCUGUUUCAAGAUUUCUGCAAGACGAACAAAUUAAAAUUCAAUCCAGAUUCAACACCAUCUUUAAUAGUUUGCGAAACUAAAUUGGAUUUAGCUGUGUUAGCAUAUUUGUCAAAUUCAUAUGCUGAACGAUGGAGGAAAGGAAAGUUAAAAAAUAUUCUGCAUUUACACUUCAAAAUAGUGCCAUAUAAAGUUUGUAUUUUAUUAGACGCAGAAAGUUCUGAAAUUUUGAAAAGAUUGAAAAAUCUUGCUAUUCAUUUAUCAAAAGAGCUUCAAAAGUCAGGCAUACUCUUGUUUCCCACCCUCAACUCCAAGUUUACAACUUCUUUAGAAUCUCUAUUUAGCAGCUUUGAUGAAAUGGGUGUGCCUUACAUCAUUGUUUUGAAUGAAACAUCUCUGCAAUCUGGUAUUGCCGGACUUCGUAAUCGAGACACUACUUUACAAGAACAAGUUCACAUAACUGAGCUCACUUCCAAAUUAGUAAAGUACUUAAAAAGCUGACCUUUGUGCUCAUACUAGUGUUGUAUAUGUGUAUAUAGCUGACAUUUGUUAAUAAAUUAUUUAUUUGUUGUCUUUA